AUGUUAUAUUAUUUCUCUUUCUCUUUCUUUCUUUCUUUCUUUCUUUCUUUCUUUCUUUCUUUCUUUCUUUACUGUCUUCUGUUUUCCCUUUCUUUCUUUUUUCUGCCCAAACUUUUUCUGGUUUUCUUUUUUUCUUUAUUUCCCUUUCUUUUUCUUCCGUUUCUAUCCCCCUUUUCCAUUUCUUUUCUUUCCUUUCUUUUCCAUUUCUUUCCCUCCCUGUUACUUUCUUCUUUGAAAGCAUACAAUUUUUUCUUCUCUUUCCUUUCAGCUCAGCUUUUUCAUUAUCCUUCCUGUCUUUCCUUCCACCGGAAGUCAACAAAUUUAACUUUCCCCACUCGUCUUUCCCACAUUGCUUUCGCAUCUUCCGUUUCUUUGAAUUCUUCCGAUUCUUCAGAUUCAGCUGUCGACCUUUCUAAAUAUUGUCAUUGCACAGUUGUCAUUAUAAAGAUAAUAGCCUGCAUUUGUAUCGCUUCCACCGAGUUCCCUCUGUCAUAG
Molecule: messenger RNA, 495 nt
Organism: Acanthosepion pharaonis
Lineage: Eukaryota; Metazoa; Mollusca; Cephalopoda; Sepiida; Sepiidae
Source: the annotation of a GenBank genome assembly